AUGCCUGCUGGCGCAAGUAAACUAAAGGUCGUGGACAUAGUCAAAGCACAACACGAGGACGCUACAAUAGCUCGCGUUUUACAACUCUUAAAGACCAGUCAUAAACCUUCUGUAACAGAAAUACGACGAGAAACACCACAAGUUCGAAAGUACCUCUGUAAAUGGCAUCAGUUAAAAUGUGAACAAAAAGAACGGCAUUCUAUACCAGAAAGAACAGUUGGUACUACCCCACAAGUUUAAGCGCAUGGUUUACAGAGAACUUCACGAAGAAAUGGAACACCUAGGUGUAGAACGAGUAUUAGAUCUUGCACGUCAGCGAUUCUUCUGGCCGAACAUGCGAAAGGACAUAGAACAUUUUAUCCAUCACGUCUGCUGAUGUUUAAAGCAAAAACAAUCCAAUCGACAUACAGUUGCACCAUUACAACCAAUUGUUACAACUGCACUGUUCCAAUUAAUCUCGAUUGACUUUGUACAUCUCGAACAGAGUUCCGGUGGUUACCAGUAUAUCUUAGUUGUUGUCGAUCAUUUUACUAAGUAUUCUCAAGCCUACCCUACGAAAAAUAAGAGCUGUGUGAUGGCGGCGGAUAGAAUUUUUAAUGAUUUUAUACAACGGUUUGGCGUCCUGAAAAAAAUUGAUCACGACAUGGGCAUGGAGUUUGAGAACAAUCUUUUCAAGCGAUUAGAACAAUUAACCGGCGUAAUGCUCUCGGACUACACCGUACCAUCCUCAAGGUAAUGGCAUAGUUGAGCGGAUGAAUCGUACUUUGUUAGGCAUGCUGCGAACAUUACCAGAGUCAUCUAAGUCAAGAUGGAAAGAUCACCUUAAUAAACUCAUUCAUGCGUACAAUUGCACUGUACACGAGUCCACGAACUAUUCACCAUUCUAUCUACUGUUCGGUAGAAGUCCUAGACUACCGAUUGACUUAAUGUUUGACUUCCCAGAUAAAGCGGAAAGUAAUUCACGAUCAGAUUAUGUGUCGAAGUGGAAAAGUCCGCUAUACGGACUUACAACCAGGAGAUUGUGUUCUUGUUCGAAACCUUUCACCGAGGGGAGGACCGGGGAAACUCCAAGCAUUUUGGGAAGAAGUACACAUAGUCGUUUCACGAAAGGGACCCGAGAGUCCAGUCUACGAGUUAAGACCUGAAACAGGACGGGGACGCAAUCGUGUGCUACAUAGAAACCUUCUCCUUCCAUGUGAACAUCUGCCAUUAGAAAACUGGCACGAAUUAACUCGAAAGACAACGGAAACCCAACGAGCUACAAAACGUGUACCUCGCAAUGAGAGUGAAGACGAAAGAUUGAACAGUGAUUAG
Messenger RNA from Paramuricea clavata, 1314 nucleotides. The record is from the annotation of a GenBank genome assembly. Lineage: Eukaryota; Metazoa; Cnidaria; Anthozoa; Malacalcyonacea; Plexauridae.